AAAAGAGAGCAGAAAGAAAAGCAAACUCACAGCAACUCAGCAGGAGGUACAAGAGAAACUCAACUUCCUUGAAAACAACUAUCGGGAGAAGGAACAGGCUCUGAGAGUACAAUUUGAGAAUCUUGAGAAAAGUGCAGGAUUUUAAUUUCUCAAAGAAACUUCUUACUUUUGUAGCCGUCACAACUCCUGGCUAACAUGUCCAAAAUGGAGGAUCAUGUGCUCAUUAUACCCUCAAAACGGUUUGUCCAAAUUCUGCAAGAGUUAAGAGAUGCAUUUGGGAGCCCACAGAGCAUCCAGCAGAAGAUCCCAGCGGGUGAGGGCUUAGCAGGAAAGGAAAUCAAACUGACAACACAGGACAUCAAGUGGUGUCAUGAGAAGAUGCGAGAGAGGGGCAUCCCAGAGCGCGUCCAUGAACUACUGGCAGAGAGUGAGAUCAUCUUGCCCAAAUAUGAACCACCCCCGAGGAGCCCAGAACUUGAAGCCAGGAUUCAAAGGCUGCGGUUCGAGCAAGAGAACCGCGACUACAAAGACAUGGUCAAAAGUGUGGAUAACGUUUACCAAGGAGAUGGAACACAGCUCGGAGAAAUUGGCAAAGAAAUGCGGAUUGUUAAUAGGCAUAUCAUUUCAGGGCUUCAGUACCUCUUGUCUGUUAUUGGCACUUUCUUUGCAGUAUUUAUCGCAUUGGGUAUGGCCACUCAGGACUACGGAGUGAGGGCUCUGGUAGCCACACUGGCUGCAUUGGCGGUCGGCUUAGCAGAAAUGUAUUUUAUUAUCAGGGAAGAUUUAAAGGAAGAAAGAAACCAGGAUAAAGUGAAAUAGUAACAAC
Penaeus monodon (black tiger shrimp) is the source of this 826-nucleotide messenger RNA. RefSeq names its product transmembrane protein 199-like. Lineage: Eukaryota; Metazoa; Arthropoda; Malacostraca; Decapoda; Penaeidae. The record is from RefSeq and is a predicted model, not a curated record. The transcript has a single exon. Gene Ontology annotation, biological process: vacuolar proton-transporting V-type ATPase complex assembly. Gene Ontology annotation, cellular component: endomembrane system. Bases 196 to 819 code for a protein of 207 amino acids.